AUGAAUUUUAAGUACAUAGUUGCAGUGUCCAUUUUAAUAGUAUCUGCAUAUGCACGAAGUGAAGAGAACGACAUACAGUCUCUGAGUCAGAGGGAUGUUUUAGAAGAAGAAUCCCUGAGGGAAAUCAGAGGUUACAAAAGUGCUGGUAAAUCAAUUUUAAACAGCUUGAAAAGACUGGAAGCCGCAAUACAGUCUCUGAGACAGAGGGAUGUUUUAGAUGAAGAAUCACUGAGGGAAAUCAGAGGUAUAGGAGGAGCCCUCCUAAGUGCUGGUAAAUCAGCUUUAAAAGGCUUGGCUAAAGGAUUGGCUGAGCAUUUUGCGAAUGGGAAGAGAACAGCUGAAGAUCAUGAAGUGAUGAAAAGACUGGAAGCCGCAGUGCGUGAUCUAGAUUCCUUGGAUCAUCCAGAGGAAGCUUCUGAAAAGGAAACCAGAGGCUUCAAUCAAGAGGAAAAAGAGAAACGCAUUAUAGGGCCAGUAUUAGGUUUGGUUGGUAGUGCACUUGGAGGUUUACUUAAAAAGAUUGGAUAAUUAAAUCCAGAAAAACUUUGCUUUCAUGAAUAUUUGUAAAAUGAAGCCAAUCAGAUAACAUAUAAUAAAACAUAAAUAAAGCACAAAAAAAGCUAUUUAAACAAGCUGCAUGUUUUCUACUCUGCUAUUAAAUAAAAAUCAUAUGAGCAAAA
Molecule: messenger RNA, 680 nt
Organism: Bombina bombina (fire-bellied toad)
Lineage: Eukaryota; Metazoa; Chordata; Amphibia; Anura; Bombinatoridae
Product: bombinin-like peptides 1
Exons: 2
Coding region: 1-528 (175 amino acids)
Biological process (GO): defense response to bacterium
Cellular component (GO): extracellular region
Source: RefSeq, a predicted model, not a curated record